Molecule: messenger RNA, 10373 nt
Organism: Manis javanica (Malayan pangolin)
Lineage: Eukaryota; Metazoa; Chordata; Mammalia; Pholidota; Manidae
Gene: GALNT10
Product: polypeptide N-acetylgalactosaminyltransferase 10
Biological process (GO): protein O-linked glycosylation
Cellular component (GO): Golgi apparatus
Molecular function (GO): polypeptide N-acetylgalactosaminyltransferase activity
Source: RefSeq, a predicted model, not a curated record
GGCUCCGUGAUCUGAGUGCCUAGAAGCACACCUGGGACUUGAGACCAUUCCGAUUCCAAGGAUGUUGGACUUGCAUGAGAUAAGGACGCGCGGAGGGUCCCCGGUGACCUCCGCGCCGGUUUGCUGGGACAACCGACAGGUGGCGGGAGGGCAUCGCACCCCACAGUUCACAGAGGGCUUUCACACCUGACGCCAGGAUCUCGGAGAGGAGAAAACUAGGCCCGGGCCGCAGCACCGUGCGCGUGCACAGCGGUGACCCGAUGUCACGCCUGGGAAUACCCAGCCCCCGGGACAGAGUGGGUCCGCAUGUCUUCGGAGCCGAGCCUAGGCGUGAGGGAAGCUGCAGGCACGAAGCACCCUGCCAGGCUGCCGCCCUGUUUGCCUGUGCCCGGGGAGCUCGCACACUCUCCGCUCGAGUCCGGAGCCAAGGUAGCAGCUGGUCGAGGCUUCGGGGCCCCGCCGCGCGUCCCAGCGCCGCUGCCCAGCGCACACCGGUUAGCGACCAACUCGCCAACUCGCCAACUCCCGGACUUUCGCAAAGCUACCGCGGGCGGGGCACCGCCGAGGAGCGGGCCACACCACUGCUCCCCGAUAGGGGGACGCCUUGCGCUGCGGGGCCCCGCCGCGCCCGCGCGGGCCAGGAAACACCGCGAGCAGGCCGGCCCCCGCGGCGCACGGUGCUCGGCCGCCAGCAGCGAGGAGGGCGGCGGUGGCAGCGCGCGGCUCAGCGGGCGCGGGGCGGCAGCAGCGGCGGUUCCCCCCCCGCAGCGGCGUCGCGGUGCCGAGGCCCGGCUCCCCGGCCGGCGAGCGGCGGAAGUGCCGCGGAGUUGGAGCGGGGCCGGCGCCGCGGCGGCUCGUCGUGGCCGGGCUGCUGCCGCCGCCGGGUGGACGGGCGGACGCGCGGGCUGGGGGCGGCGCAGCGGAGCCGGCGGGGCGCGGCGGGGCUGACCGGCCCCGAUGAGGCGGAAGGAGAAGCGGCUUCUGCAGGCGGUGGCGCUGGUGCUGGCGGCCCUGGUUCUUCUGCCCAACGUGGGGCUCUGGGCACUGUACCGCGAGAGGCAGCCCGACAGCACCCCCGGGGGAUCCGGAGCGGCGGCGCCACCGGCGGCCGGACAGGAACUCAUAUUUCUUGGAACUCUUUCUGUGGCUUACACAAUCAGCAAACGAAGACAUUUUUUGUGGGAAAUGGGCAAAAGCUGAAGGACUGGCAUGACAAAGAAGCCAUCAGGAGGGAUGCUCAGCGCGAAGGAAAUGGAGAACAAGGGAGACCUUACCCCAUGACCGACGCUGAGAGAGUGGAUCAGGCAUACCGAGAAAAUGGAUUUAACAUUUACGUCAGUGAUAAAAUCUCCCUGAAUCGCUCUCUCCCUGAUAUUCGGCACCCAAACUGCAACAGCAAACGAUACCUGGAGACUCUCCCCAACACCAGCAUCAUCAUCCCCUUCCACAACGAGGGCUGGUCCUCCCUCCUCCGCACCGUCCACAGCGUGCUGAACCGCUCACCCCCAGAGCUGAUCGCCGAGAUUGUGCUGGUUGAUGACUUCAGUGAUCGAGAGCACCUCAAGAAGCCACUUGAAGACUACAUGGCCCUUUUCCCCAGCGUGAGGAUUCUCCGAACCAAGAAGCGGGAAGGGCUGAUAAGGACCCGGAUGCUGGGCGCCUCAGCAGCAACUGGGGAUGUCAUCACCUUCUUGGACUCACACUGUGAAGCCAAUGUGAACUGGCUCCCCCCCUUGCUUGACCGCAUCGCUCGGAACCGCAAGACCAUUGUGUGCCCAAUGAUUGAUGUGAUUGACCACGACAACUUCCGAUACGAGACGCAGGUGGGGGACGCCAUGCGGGGCGCCUUUGACUGGGAGAUGUAUUAUAAGCGGAUCCCAAUCCCUCCAGAACUACAAAAAGCUGACCCCAGCGACCCAUUUGAGUCUCCCGUGAUGGCUGGAGGACUGUUCGCCGUGGAUCGGAGGUGGUUCUGGGAGCUGGGGGGGUACGACCCAGGCCUGGAGAUCUGGGGAGGGGAGCAGUAUGAAAUCUCGUUCAAGGUGUGGAUGUGUGGGGGCCGCAUGGAGGACAUCCCCUGCUCCAGGGUGGGCCAUAUCUACAGGAAGUAUGUACCCUACAAGGUCCCUGCAGGAGUCAGCCUGGCCAGGAACCUGAAGCGAGUGGCGGAGGUGUGGAUGGAUGAGUAUGCCGAGCACAUUUACCAGCGCCGGCCGGAGUACCGCCACCUGUCCGCCGGGGACGUGGCCUCCCAGAAGCAGCUCCGCAGCAGCCUUAACUGCAAGAGUUUCAAGUGGUUUAUGACCAAGAUCGCCUGGGACCUGCCCAGAUUCUACCCACCCGUGGAGCCCCCGGCCGCAGCUUGGGGGGAGGUUCGCAAUGUGGGCACAGGGCUGUGUGCAGACACAAAGCACGGGGUGCUGGGAUCCCCUCUGAAGCUGGAGAGCUGUGUCCGGGGCCGUGGGGAGGCUGCCUGGAACAACAUGCAGGUGUUCACCUUCACCUGGAGAGAGGACAUCCGGCCCGGAGACCCCCAGCACACCAAGAAGUUCUGUUUGGACGCCGUCUCCCGCACCAGCCCAGUCACCCUCUACGACUGCCACAGCAUGAAGGGCAACCAGCUGUGGAAAUACCGCAAAGACAAGACCCUGUACCACCCCGUCAGCGGCAGCUGCGUGGAUUGCAGUGAGAGCGACCACAGGAUCUUCAUGAACACCUGUAACCCCUCCUCUCGCACCCAGCAGUGGCUGUUCGAACACACCAACUCAACAGUCUUGGAAAUAUUCAAUAGAAACUGAGCCCUCACGCCUCCCCAAUAGGCCUGGCAGGGUCUUCUCUGGCACUCCCUGAGCCUUCCUCUCCCGAGGGGGGCAGGGCUCCCGGGGCCCCACAGUGUGAAAGGUGCUGGCCAACUAGUUCAGGGCGAAGAAGGCUCUUGAAGUUGAAGCAGAGUGUCUGCCUGGUUCUUGAGGCCCUGAGUUCCGCAGGUGGGGUGGGAGAGCAGACCCCACAAGGAGCUCCACGGGAGAGCAGAGCCUGCUCCAGCCCCUGAUGGCAUCUUGGAAAUCCAGGAGGAGGGCAUUUGCAACUUUGUCACCAUGUUCCCUUGAGCAUGAUGUGCGAGGAAUGCCAGGGCAGCCCUAGGCCAUCCAGGAAUGAAUCCUGCAGGAUUGCCUAGCCUUCAAGUGGCUCAUACAUGAUGGUCCCUUAGAAAGGGAGGCACGGUUUGUGGGGGGUGGCGGGGGCAGCUGUGUGCACCAGCACCGCCUGUCUGCAGCACAGGGAAGGAGGUCUUUCUCAGGGCCGCUGUUCAGCCUUUUCAUUUUUGCCCGUCCUGGAGUAACCACAGUUCCUGCCCAGCUUCUGCUCUCUGUCACAGCCUCAGGUGAUGUGGUCAAAGGCCACACCUGGGACCCUCGAGGAGCGUUCACUGCUGGACACAGGCCAGCUGCCAGGCCUGGGGUCAGACGUGGGACCCCCAGGCAUGCCUUUGCCUCUGCGGACAUACAGGAUGUCCCCCCCUUGCUCUCUGGGCUCUCUGAGCACUUAGAUGCCCAGGUGAGUGCCCUCUGCCCAAGGACAGUUCAGCCACCAGCUUUUCAGGGUGUAUUUCAGAUGGCCUCAGGCCCGUGGAAAAGGCCUAGAAAAGACCUCCAGACUAGAAAUCUGGCUGAAUUCCCCUGAUCAGUGCUUCCAUUUCUCUCUCCAUUUCUCUCUCUCUAGCAAUUACCUGCCUCAGGAGAGGAGCAGAGGUGUGAAAUGCUCGCCUCCCAAAGUCUGGAGGCCCUGGGGUGGGCCAUGGGGAAGAUGCCUGGCUUCUGACCUCAUUGUGGUUCUAGUUCUCAAAGAGAGCUCUAGAAUUUUUAAUGAACUUCAUCAUUGGAUCACAAGCUAGAGUGCUCCAUAGGAUUCUGUUAUUCUGGCAUUCCAUGUGGAUUUCUAGAAUGCUGUGAUUCAAGGGGCCGGACUUGUGUGAUACAGUCAAGGCAGCCCCCAGUCUAGAGACAACCUGUGAAAUCCAAGUUGGUGGCGUUGGGGGAGGGGGCAGGGGACCUGUGUCAUCAGUCCUACCAGAGUUCUUGGUAUGACACGGUCCUCAGUGCAGACCCGCAGCAGCGCGACCUCCUGCCAUCAUCAGAGCCACAGUGGAGGGAAGGACCGUGCAUACCAGGAACAGAUGGACACCCAGGUCCAUGCCAGUCCUUCUUGUUUACCUUUUGCUGUUAAUUAUGUGUGAAAGUCCCAGAGGGCUCCCAGAUUAAUAGAAAGCAUUUCUGUAACCAGCCUGCCACCCACUGAUUCAGAAAUGGAAAUUGCAUUCUACCACCUAUGACUUCCACCAGCUAGCCCAGGAAAUACUUAUGAGUAUUUCCAUUAGUGUUGGGUCUUUCGAUUCUGUCAUUUACCAGUUAAAUAACCGAGUCAUAAAUCUGGGAACAGAGCCACAAAUCUGCCUUUGAGAAGCUGGCUGAUCUCCAGGCCAUCAGUUAUCUGCGAGGGCAGUAUACACUCCCGACCACCACCCUCAAUUGUGUAGCUGGCAAAGCAUUACCUCCACUUCUGCCCCAGCGUGAGCCUUGCUCUGGCUACCUGUCCAUAGGAGAGGUGGUUCCUGCACUUGAAAAGCUUUCUUGUUGAUCCCUAGUGUCUUUCCCAAACAAGUGUUCUACUUUGAGAAAUGGCCCUCUAUAGGGAGGAGUCCAAAGAUGAGGAGGCCUCUUCCAGAAUCUGGGAUAACAAGAGUUUUGCAGUUGGAAGAAAUGAGUUAGGUAGGAUGCAUCAUCAGAGAGCAAUGCAGCCGCAUUAAAAUAAACACUGUGCCUUUAAAAAGAGAAAAUGCAAAUGUACAGCAAAUUCCUAAACUUGAACAAUUUUCUAGUGCCUUGCUGGACAAACAUAAAGGGACAGGGUUGGGGGGAGGGGUAACAGUUUGGGUGGUGUGUGCAGUUCCUAUGGGGUGAGUGUGUAUUUCUUAAUGUCUAAUUUCAAGCAGGAGGCGUUGGGCCUACAACAGGAUCUGAGACAGAGGCCCCUCAAGGGCCAGAGGCCAGAAGUCGUACCAGCUAGUGCAGGUAGCCCUCCAGACUCAAAGGGCAACUGGACAGCUCAUUUAGUCCAUUUAGUCCAUGGCCCAGGGGCCUCAGCAGUCCCCGGGAGACGGCCUUGUUUGGAGGCCAUGCCUGCAGUCCCCCAUCUGAGCCCCCAGAUGGAGCACAGAGCACCAGCUAGAUUUCCCAGUGGUCUCAUUCCAAGAGAGUGACAGUGUUCUCAGCAAGAGCAGGCUCGUACAAAACAAGCCACAAGCAGUCCUCAGCCCCCAUCUUCCCCAUGCUCUGGUUCUCCUUUGACUGUGUUUUCCAACCUCAAAAGGGACAGGCAGGUUCUCCGAGCACUCUGGCCUUUGUAAUUGCUAAGCCUGAAUCUGUAGGUGCUGGGAUUUUACAAAGUGUGAGGGAGGGGAUGGAAGGAAAAAAGUUCAUUACUUAGCUGACCGACUGACGGCAAAUACUGGCCACUCAUAAUUUUGGCCUCACUUUUGAAAACCACCUGUCUCAAGAAUUUGGGUUCCUGCUCAAACCCCCAACUGAAGCUUAAUAAGACAACCAGGAGCCUGUGGAGAUGCUGUCAUCCGGGUAAUGGCUGAGGAUGCGGGCCCCUUGUCCUCUAAAGCCUUUAUUUCUGAGCAUGAGGCUACACCACAGGAUGUGGCUAGAAAGUUAGAACCAUGUGGCCUACAAGCAGCAUUUCCAAAAGGAGGCUCCGGAACGUUUUGGAAUGCAAAGACCAUCUUUGCUCUAAGUACAAGGCCUUUGUGGAUAAACACACAGGCACAUGGGUGAAAAGCUGUUCCACCUUUUGCCUUCAGUCAGAGCUUUCAGCUUUGGAAAUGGUCUGGGAACUGUUGAUUUUCCCCUUUAACAGCUCAGAAGCCCAAGGGGGUAGAGCCACAGGGAGGUCUGAUGGCGAAGGUGAUGUCAGGUACGGGGAGGGGGCAGUUCUUGUGGAUGAGGUAGCAGCUGGCUCCCCAAAGCCCACACUCUAUCCACUUUCCAGACCUCCUACUUGUUGAAUUUCUUUUUCUCUUGAAGAAACAGGUGAUGUUCUUGAAAAUGGCUCCCUAUUUCUUUUCAUGCAUCUCCAUUUUUGUAGUCUCUGGAGUCUCAAGUGAGUAGCAAAGCACUUUACAGUAGCACCUGAGAGAUCUGGAUUCAGUGAUCCAUGGUUUGUACAGAUGGGGUGAUCUUUUAUAAUUCCUAGGAGACAAUGCAUUUUUAAUGUUUUCUGAAGACUUCUAAGUGCAGGAGGUGGGCAAGGAAUGCAGUUCUCUUCUGGAAUUCUUUUCUGCUUUUAAAUGAUGCUCUUUGUGAAAAUCCAAGUGAUAUUUUAUUUCAAGCUUGAUCUUGAGCCAAGGCCCACUUCCGCAGGAGUUGGACCUACAUUCCAAGUGACAAGGUCCUCUUAACAUCUGCUGCCCAGGGGCUUUGAUUUGGUCAUGCCAAACAGCAGGGUUGGGCUCCUGCUCUGUUACUGGUUUGAAGACUGGGAUCCCAAAGGGAUUACAGGCAGGGAUAUUUGAGGAGGCAGACUGGCAUCCCAUAGGAAAAGCUCAAGACAGCCAACCUCUCUCCUCCCACCUGGGAAAGUGAGCUGUGUGAAGAACUGACUGACCAUGUACAGUUGUGAUUGUUGUGGAGUAAACCUGCAGACUUUCUCAAACGUGGUUUUCCCUUUGUUCCUUGUCAUGUGCCGUGCCCCACUCCAUUGUAACCUGCAUGUUCACUGAGCACCUACUUAGAUCCAAGGGCCUGUGCUGCGCAUUGGACAAAUUGCCUAUAGCCAUCAUUCUAGAGAGGAAGGCAGACCAAAACAACUGAGCAGGAUGAACAACGUCCAGUGUGAACAGGACCGUGAGGACAUAAAACAGGUUAUUUGGGAGACUGGGGUAGAGAGCAACAUUAGGUAGGGUGGUCAGGGAAUGCCUCAGUGUGAAAGCUGAAAGACAUGAGGCAGUGUGAGCCAAGAGGUAGUUUGGGUGAAAUGUUCCAGGCAAGGGAAGAGUGAGUACAAAGGCCCUGAGGCCAGAAGGAGUUCUUUUGUUGGCAGCACAGAGGGAGGUGAGCAUGCAGAGCUCUAAGCAGCGCAGCCCACAAAGCAGAAGACACCAGGAGUGGAGGAUUCCAGGAGCGCAGUGACAGUAUGAGCUACAAUUACCUUAUAUCUGAUGCUAACACGGUCACAAGUCCCUGGUUACCAAAACAUUUUGAUGUUUAUAAAUAUUAGAUUUGUGGAAUACCAUUUGGUAGAGCACUGACUGCCCAGCUCUGCAACAGACUGUGAUGUCUUGUGCAGAUCCUGCCCCCAUCCAGGCCUCGGUUUUCCGCAGUAAAAUGGGAAGUUUUUGGAGGAUGCUCCCGGCUCUCAAUGAUCCUCAGGUUAAGUCUUGGUUUGGGGCUGCAGGCGACGAGCACAAGCCACCUGCUGGUGCUGUCCCUCAGAGCGCGCUGUGGACCAUGACUUGGAGAGGGCUGAUUAACAGAAAGGGAAUCCUCAUUGGCCAUGGGCAGGUUUGGGCCCUGGAACCAGAAGAUGGAUAUUUUCUGUUGUAACUUCCAUUACUUUUGUUUUAAAAAUCUAUUACCACCCAUGAAUAAGAUAAUUUUCUUCUAAAAAUAGUAGUGGUUUCUUUAAAAUGAUUUAACUCAUUUAUAAGGAAAAAAAAGGAGGAACAUUCCAUGUGUAGGGGCAGCAUGUGCAAAGUCCCUGUGGAGGGAUCAUAGCAGUUAUGAAUGAAGGUCAGUGAGGCUGGAGCAGAGUGGGAGAGAAAGUGGAAAUGGAAAGGAGGGGAUAGGCAGAAGCCAGACCUGUAGGGCUUUGUGGGCCAUGGCAAGGAGUUUCUCUGAUCUUUAAAAGCAGUAGGUACCAUUAUGAUGUUUUUUAACUGGGCAGAGUGAGGGUAUUUGAUGUGCCCUUGGCUAAUAUCUAGAGCCAGGAAUGACAUGCUCAAGGAUCUGGGCAGAUCAUCGGCACCUAGGGCCUACAGAGUUAGAAACAAAUAUAGGGCAGCUGGCCCUCAGAUGCUGCCUAGGAUCGCUGACUGCUAGCAGGAAAGGUCCUUCCUCCCUGGAGCAGGUGGGAGGAUGAGAGGAUUACAUUUCUCAUCCAGUUUAGCUCUUCAUCCUCCCAAGCCUGCAGGUCAGAGGAGAGCCCCAGGGAUCUACAGCACUUGGCUAGACAGACAGGAGCCCUACAGCUGGUGCUUACUUACUGUGAAGCAGAGUCAGAGAACUUGGAUUUAAAGUUUUGAAUUUACUUUUUCUUUGCUUUUAGUUUGGACUGGGCUUUCUGGCUCCUGGCACUUAGUAAGGGCUUGAUAAGUAUUUGCUGAAUGGACAAACAGAUGAAUAAUAGAGUUUCUAAUUACACUUUCAGCCUUUUUUCCCUCCACUCACAGCCGUAGACCUUUUGAAAGACAGUGCAACUACAUUUGUUAAAUAGUAUGUGCCCCCCCCCCCACCCAGAAAGUCCCUUCCCUCCCAGGCCUCAUAUUCUUUAUAAGACAAUGGGUUAGAGGGGAGCUAAUUAGAUCAUGGUCAGCCGGAACUCACAGUUCUGUAAUUUUGUAUCUAGUAUUUUGCAAUGGCCCUGAUCCUGUUGAGGAUUUAUUUUCCAAGCUCAGCCAGGGGAUGGGAGGGGGAUUCCCUCCUGGUUCUGCUGUUGGCGUUUCCCCCCCUACAAGUAAAAGAGAAUGACCAUAAAAAUAGUUUUUCCCAAAAGUUUCAGGGCUUUUGCCUGACUGGGUCUGGGAGGCAGUGCAUCUUUCACACAGCUGUGCAGACCUCUGCCAACUUCUGGCGCCAGGCAACUGGCUCCUCUUUUGUUCCCAGCAAUGGGUGAGCUGCCUGGCUUGGCAAUACUUGGGGUCAAGAUGGUGCCCCAGGCAGCCUGCAGUUCUUGCCUUUGAGGUCUGGCUUUUUUCAGGGCUGGUAAGGUGGUGGCCUUCAGUGUGCUCACACACACACAAAUGCCAUAGAAAGGAAAGAACACGAGGUGAACCCUCAGGAAAGCAGGUUUCUUAGCAACUUUACAGCCUUUGUUCAUGAGCUACUUGGAACUGAAGGAGAAUCUGAGCUCCUGCCAGCUCCUGCCUGAGAUGGCGGUCUGCCUUUGCUGGAGCUGGGAGCUAAGCUCCCCAACUAUUGGCCUAUCACUCAGCCUGAGAAGCAGAGGUCUGAAUUCUGGGAUUGUCUAGGUUCUGGGAGAAGACCUUGCUAAAGUUCUUUCAUUCCUACAGCUGCAGAGUUCCACUUUUUAACUGGCUUCUUUAUCUUUUUAUUAUUUGAUUAUAAUAGUUCAUUAUAUAUUCUGAAUACAAAUCCCUUAUCAGAUACGAUUUGCAGACAUUUUCUCCCAUUCUGUAGGUUGUCUUCUCACUUUCUUGAUAUACACAUACUACUUAUCAUGGUUAUUGGUACUUUUAUUUUUUCCUUUCACACCAUUUUAUAAGAUAAAAUUAAGAUGUAGUAAAAUAAUCAAAUACUUUCCCAAUCAUUGCUGUACAGAUGAAUAUGGAGACUGCCUAUGUGGCAUCUGAACUAUUGGCAGAUAAGCAAUACCACCCUGCCAUCUUGCAAUAUGAUGUCUCCUGCCCUAACAUGCAGAAACCUGAACUCGUUUGCAGUGGGAAGCUUGGGGUGUCAGCAUGUAAUGGAUGAAAUAACCACCACUUAUCUGGCAUUUGCCAUGUGCAAGACACUGUGCUAAGUGCUUUACAUCACAUUUGAUCUUCACAAUAGCCCUAUAUGAGAAAUAUGAUUAUCAUCCCAUUUAAAAAAUGUGAAAAACCAAGGCUCAAAUAGUUUAAGUAUUGUAACUAUAGCUAGUAAAGUGGCCGAGCUGUGCUUCUGAGUCCAGCUCCUUGGCUUUUGUCCAUGGUGCAAUAGAUAUAAUGCCUGUCAAGAGCCAGGCUCAGACCAGGGCCAGAGAGUCAGAGGACACUUUCACAGGUCCUCAGUGGAAUGAGGGCAAUAAGGACAAUGUUGGAGGUUUUUCACAAAGCUAAAUUUAUUCCAUUUAUUCCAUGACUGUCCUUUAUUCUGAGAUUCUUCCCACUGUUUUGAUGUUGCAAAUUUCCUACUUAAUAACAGCAUAAAACAUGGUAGUUUUCUUAUCAUUAUUAUAAAAUAUAGGCACAUAGUAAAACAUCCAAAUAGGAAAAAGGAUUAUAAAAUUGAUAUCAUCCUACCUUUCCUCCUCUGACUCAGUGCUGACCAGAGUGGCAACCACAAUGACUACUUUCUUGUUUGUCCUUAAUAUGUGUGGGUGUAUAAGUGUGUAUAAAAAUUUUAAUAAACACAAAUGGAAUUUACACUCUA